GGAGGCAAUCCGUGGCAAGGGGCAGUUUAGAGCACAACACUUGCAUCCCGUCUCGUGUUCCCCUACGUCGUGCUUCCCAUAGACAGCUUCUGCUUAUUGCAUAAUUAAAUAAUCCUUAAAAUAUGCUUACAACAUUGGCUAAGUAUUAUAUAAUGGUGAAAUUUCACUUUACUGUUCAUUAGCGGCAAAGCGAUCAUGUUCGAAGUAUUUGCGAGGAUUUCGCUGUCUUCCGGUGACUGUUGCUAGGCAAUAUGAAACUUUGUGUUUGUUCUUCGGUUUCUCGCGGUGAAAGCAUAGCGCUGACUACGCUAACAUUUUUUUGCUGUUUUAAUAAAGCUUCGUGUUAAAACGGAUGAACUAGUAUGAGCUUAUAGACGUAGGAUAGUGAACUAGAUCUGCGAAACCAAGCAACCUUCUUACAGACCUUUGAAAGUGCUUCUAGGUCUUUUUACAUGUGAUAUUCUUUUGGUCUGCUCGGUGCAAUUAACUAAAAAUAGGAGGUUGUGUGGUAUCCAGUUUUGCUCGUUAAGGUUAAUAAGUAAGUACAGAGUUUUGAGGAUGUGUGCUUACAGGACGAUGGAUGGGGCUGGCUGUGUGACCUGGUGGGGUUUCAGUCCAGCCUUAGAUCUUGUCAGCCUUGGAGCAGUUAGACAGAAGGGUCGGGUGAAUGUGUUGCUUGUCGGCAGUGGAGACCCAAGACAUAUCCUCAAAACCAUCGCCCACCUGAGCUACACCGAUACCCUACAUGUGUGGGUGGUAGAAAACUGCCUGGAAGUGGUAGCUAGGCAGCUGUUGCUGCUCUAUCUGGCCCUCACUCAUCCACGCAGCAUGGGGUUACAGGAGAAAACCGAGGUAUUCCUGGAGAUCUUUGGGAACAGUGAGGUCCGCAGUCAGACCGAGCAGGUGCUUAGACACAUGGCCAGGCAGCUUUCCUUGGGUGUUACAAACACACUCACAGGCCUUAACAACUCCUGCCUGGACACUACUCAUCUUAGGUUUAAGGACCGUGAUGAUCUGGACAGGAUAUUCAAACAGUGGAUACGUCCACCCUCACCAGCACCUUCCAUAUCAAAGGUCUGGGACAGCCGGGUUAGGCAGCACCUGGGCACACGCUACGAUUCCAGACUGGGAUGCUUCGACUGGGAUCUUAUGAUGAAGCUGCAUCAGAGGCAUUGUACAGUUAUUAACAAGCAGCAGUAUAUCAGGUGGAGGGAGCGAGGGGUGGCUUUUGAGAUGAGGGAGGGUCUUUAUCAAUCCACCAAUCACAGUCUGCUUUCCACCCGCAUACUCAGUCGAAGGGGAGACAGAGUGGCAGUUCGUGGGUACUGGGGAGAUAUUGUUUCCAGCCCCUAUCUCUCUUUCGGCAUUGAAACGGACAACAAGACUCUUAUGAAGACACAGAACGGGCAGCAUACCAAGACAGCCCAGGAUAUCUCUUAUCACAAUGUCCAGGAGCUGUUACGUUCGCUUUCCAGCAGGGGUCUGUCAUCUUCUCAUGAAGAGAUGCAGGAAGCAAAUGCUCAGGACAGCCUAGAAGUUCCCACAUCGUCUUUGUCUGAAGACGCUCAGAAGUCGCCUAAUGAGCUCCUGACCCUCUGUGGAGUAAAUGUGACUUUCCUUCCUGUGGAUUCAUUGUCUAAACUUCCUGACAAACAAAAGUACAGUUGUUUGUUUGACAGCAUAUACUGUUCUGCCAGCAUGGUUCACCAGCUGGGCCCAUCACUGAGACUAAUUGCUGCACCUAAGGCUGUCCUUGCUGUGGAACUUGCAGACUACCUGCUAGAUCUUUCUAAGGAGCAGGUCGCUGGAUUUUCAGAGAAAGUUGACGACAUUGCCCGAGGAGCAGGGUUCAAGCCAUUGGAGGAAGUUAGGGGCAUUUUUGCCACAUAUACACUGCAAGAGGAAUGAACCCUGGUGACUAUGAUCUCCGGACAUCAUUUCUGUUUCAGAUUGUCUUGGCUGUGUUGCUUGUUACUUAUUUUUAUCGUGUGGUUAUUAUUAUUCUUUCUGGAACACUUUGGUAGUGAGAUUGACAGUCACUGGUAUGUGCUUACACUCCUCAUUGCAUUCACCACUAGCACAGUCUUCUUAUUGUUAGUGACUUCCUGUAACCGAUCAACUGAUUAUGUCCAGAUCAAUAACUUGGAAUAUCUGACAGCAUAACUCAUUUAAUUUGGUUAAAAUAUUAACAUUUCUCGGGCUUCAUCGGUAGUGAUGUGCUAUCAGUUGCAUGCCCUUAUAUGCCCUUUAUUAUAGUGAACAGACUACUUGAACAUAAUUAGUAAGUUUUGAUAUUACUGCUAGCUGUAGUGUGUUUCUUUCCAAACAGACUAAACUUACAUUAAUGUAUUAGUUUGUGUUAUUCUGUGAUUAUACAUAUUUUUUGUUGUAUGAAUGGACAAAUUGAAAGGAAUAAGUAUUUUAUUUUUCUUGUCAAGUUUAAUUUUUAUCCAUUUUGGAUGAAUGCAUUUAAUUGCGUUGUCUUCUACGUCCAUCAGCCCCCAACUUUCCCUUUGCUCUUUUUACUGAAAAUGGGUUCAUUUGUAUCACUGAAUUGCAAAGAGCCAUGAGAACUACAAGUAACACAACCAUCCAAUCACAAUAUAAAUAUGCAUGUAAAUGGAAUACACACUGUAGAUGUUAUGAACCGUAUUAGGUGAGCAGGCAGGGAGCAGGGAAUCAAGGUCAGGUUUUCCAUAACAAAAGGAGUUUAUUUGGGGCAAACGGGGAACCACACUGGACAUACAUCAAUGACCGGCCUGGGGAAACAGACUUAAACUCGGACUGAAAUACACAAGACCAACGACAGGAAACGUAGAACAGCUGGCAAACGGAAGGAUUCCACACGGGGUUAACGAGGUGGCCGUGGUCCACGAGAGGGCUGGACGGAGGGACGUGACAGGAUUCCCUAAAAAAGUGGCCCAUAACAGUCAAAUGUUUGGCCCAAACUUUGUAAAUCAAAUUUGAAACAACUGUAUGAUUGUCACGGAAAACGGAACAGAGAGGAUCGGAUCCUGGAUUGCAACCCCACAAAAGGUUUAUUAUUACUCGCCCAACUACAGCACCGAAAGGGACAGGCAGAAAGCAAGGUCGAGGGACAGGCGGAAUGGUUGAAAGCCGGAAGGUCAGUUUUACACGUAGGCACGGGACACGACCACACGGGGAGGUGGGGACGAGACGUGCCGGGCUCGGCAGGAAGGGCAGGUCAGGUACGGGAACGGGUCUGGAGAGGGAAGGAGAAACAGGUAAGGAACAUACACUGGGCAAACAGAUUAGGUCAGGAGCAAGGGUAAGACGAUAGACUAGAGAGUGAUUGUAAGGCUCGAGUACAUCGGUGCAAUACUUCGCGUUGGCCAGCUGUGAUCGGGUUGCCUUUAUCCCUCCAGUUAUUAGCCCUAACCUCCCACACUGUGUAGGUCCCGCCUGUGUGGGUGUGACAAUGAUAAUGUUAUCCACAUAUACAGUGCUCAGCAUAAAUGAGUGCACACCCUUUGAAAUUAAAUCUUUUAAUUUCUAAGUGAUUAUGAGGACGAUUAGCUGUAUUUUUACAAAACAGUUAAUUAAACUUUGAUUGUAUCAACAUAAGGGUAUUAUCACCUUUACUUCUUUAGGAUAAUAAAAAUGAUACAUUUUAUUCAAAUAAGGUGAUGCAAAAAUGAUUACACCGCAAAGAAUGUCUCAGCAGAAAAACUUAAUAGCAUUGUCAUUUACAGGAAUUGACCAACACCUGUGUUUCUUUGUAAUGUGUAACUCACCAUGUGAGUUAAUAGUGUUUGUAAUGGGACCUCCCCACAUUGUCCUGUCUCUAUGUAAACAACGAUUAGUGAACAGCCAAAUUAUAGACAAUCACUGCUCUCCCGUAUAGAAAUAUUUUCCUGUUCAUAUUAUUUUAACAUUUUUUUUUUCAGUUUCAUUCAUUGCAUUUCAUUUUUGACCUUUGUAAUAUGGGUAUGCUUUUAAUUAUAUUGGAAUGAAUUGGAAUGCCAAUAUGUGAUUUUUAUAGACUUUGUUGUAUUUAUUAAAUGACAUGAGUAAUGAGA
Molecule: messenger RNA, 4040 nt
Organism: Brienomyrus brachyistius
Lineage: Eukaryota; Metazoa; Chordata; Actinopteri; Osteoglossiformes; Mormyridae
Product: dynein axonemal assembly factor 3-like
Exons: 11
Coding region: 559-1908 (449 amino acids)
Biological process (GO): axonemal dynein complex assembly; motile cilium assembly
Source: RefSeq, a predicted model, not a curated record